Molecule: messenger RNA, 1176 nt
Organism: Ziziphus jujuba (common jujube)
Lineage: Eukaryota; Viridiplantae; Streptophyta; Magnoliopsida; Rosales; Rhamnaceae
Exons: 1
Coding region: 313-1176 (287 amino acids)
Biological process (GO): root development; shoot system development
Source: RefSeq, a predicted model, not a curated record
UUAAUGUUUAACAAGUCGUGCAUUAUAAAUUUUUGUCUUGCAUGUGCAAAACUAAAUAAUGAGAUGCGAAAAUGGUGGUAGGGAGACAUAGCAGAAACAUAAUUAAUAUAUCCUACAUUAUGAUGUUUAAAUAAUGUCUAAAUGAUAAACAUGCAUGUUACUUUCAUUGAAUUUUGAAGAGGAUGGGAUUCCUCUUGUCUCCCUUCUCUGUAAUAUAUAUAGAGAAGAUUGCCAAUGGAAAGUAUAGGCAAAUAGUAGACUUCAUUGGAAAUUCAUCAAGAAGCAGUCUCCUUCCUGUGUUAGGAAACUAAAAUGGCAUCCUACCAUGUCCGGUCUAACAGCUUGCCGUCUAGGCCACACCCAAUCAUUCCUGAAUUCGAAGAGAAAUUGAGCCAAGCAAGGGCUUCUGAAGCUGCUUCUUCAUCAUCAGCAUCAACCUCAAUUAGCUACAAAUUGAGUGGACUUCAAGAUCUGCAUGAUUGUGUUGAUAGGUUGCUUUUGCUACCACUCAACCAACAAGCCUUAUCUCAAGAGAAUCACAAGAAAUGGGUUAAUCAGAUAAUGGAUUCAUCUCUUAGGACCUUGGAUGUGUGCAACAUAGCUAAAGAUGCAUUGUUGCAAGCAAAGGAAUCUACACAGGCACUUCAAUCAUCCAUCCGCAGAAGGCGAAGUGGUAAAAUUGAGUUGUCAAGCGAGGUUAAAAAGUUUUUAACCUCUAGGAAAGUGGUGAAGAAGGCAAUCCAAGAGGCUAUUGGUGAUCUAAAGGGAAUUGAAAGUGGAUGCAACUUUAGUCCCUUGAACAAGGACAAUGAGACCGUAACAAUGCUGAGGGAGGUUCAAGCAACCACUCUUGCUGUAUUUGGAUCAUUAUUGUCCUUCAUUUCGGGGCCAAAGUCACAACCAAAGCCUAAUGGAUGGUCAUUCAUUUCCAAAAUAAUGCGCUCCACCAGAAUUGAGGAAGAGUCGCAACCAAAUGAAUUUGCAAGGGCAGAUUUUGCAUUGAAGUUGCUCAUCAGUCAGAACAUGAAGAAAUCUGAUAAUUUGAAUUUCAAGGAUGCACAAGACCAGCUUGAAGAAUUGGAAUUGUGCAUUCAAGAUCUUGAAGAAGGACUCGAGAGUCUGUUUAGGCGAAUGAUCAGGAUCAGAGUCUCCCUUCUAAACAUCCUCAACCACUAG